AUGAAGGUGUGGUGCGGCCUGCUGGUGGUGGCCGUGGUGCUGGAGUCGGCCCUGGCCCUGGACCUGGGCCUGAGCAGCCUGUUCGGCGGCAGCAGCGAAGCCGGGAAGGAGGCUGUAGCUGAGGCGGUGGAGAGCGCGGACGUCAGCCCCAGCGCCGGCGCGGCCGCCGACUCCGCGGAGGGCAAGCAGACGCUGGCGCAGCCGCCGCCGCUGCAGCUGCCGGGCUUGCCGCCGCUGCCGGGCAUCCCGGGCCUGCCGGCGCUGCCCACGCUGCCGCCGUUGCCCGUCACGCUGCCCUCGCUGCCGGGCAUGCCGCCCAUACACCGCACCGAGACCGUCUAUGCCACGCGCACCGUCUUCGUCGAGGUAACGAAGAAGGUGACGGAGCACCCGGUGUGUGUGACUAUGUACGGCGUCAAGCCGCCAUGCUUCGGACCGCACGAGCACGGCAAGUACCGCGAGAAUGAAGACGACGAAGACGACUACCCAGAGGAGGGGCUCUACAUCAGCCCGUCUUCCGCCAAGAGGAUCACCGCCACAGCCGCUCCCGACUCUGGUCUGCAUUUCGAGUACCGCGAGGGUCGCAGUUCCGAACAGGACAGCACUGCGCUGGAGGGGAGCACCUCGCUGGAGGCCUCCGCGGGAGACGCCGAGAGCGAGCGCGAGGCGCGCUACCUGGAGUUCCGCCGCGCCACGCCGGCGCCCGAAGAGGUGGCCACGGCUCUGGAGGAGACAGCCCUCGCCCUGCCCUCCGAGAAGCAGCAGCGCGUCUUCAACAACCUGCUGCCCGCCGUCAUCGUCACGAGGAUACUCACUAAGACACUCUGGGUGACCAAAGUGGAAAAGGUCAUCGACAAACACGUCACAGCCACUAUGGAAAUCAAAAACUGCGUACCCCCUGAUAGCAAGAUUCCGUUCUGCAAAAAGAGUGACAAGCCCAAACCGCCGCCACCUGUUCACAAACCCGAUCACUAUGACUAUGACCACUACGACCACAAUCCCAGUCAGGGUGAUCACAAACCUGACUACUAUGAUGACAAACCUGACCACUACGAUCACAAACCAGGCCCAUAUAACCAUAAACCAGCACCCUAUGAUCACAAACCACCUUCUCAUCCUCCUCCAAAACCGGAUUACUAUGAGCACAAACCGCAUCAACCUCCUCCUCCUCCACCAAAACCGGAUUACUAUGACCACAAACCACACCAUCCGCCUCCUCCUCCUCCUCCAAAGCCAGAUUACUACGAUCACAAACCAGACUAUCCUCCUCCUCCCCCUCCAAAGCCAGAUUACUACGAUCACAAACCAGACUAUCCUCCUCCUCCCCCUCCAAAGCCAGAUUACUACGAUCACAAACCAGACCAUCCUCCUCCUCCCCCUCCAAAGCCAGAUUACUAUGACCACAAACCGCACCAUCAUGCUCCACCUCCUCCUCCCCCAAAGCCAGAUUACUAUGACCACAAACCGCAUCCUCCUCCACCAGAUUACUAUGAGAACAAACCAGACCAUCCCCCACCUCCUCCUCCUCCAAAGCCAGAUUACUAUGACCACAAACCGCAUCCUCCUCCUCCUCCUCCUGCAAAACCAGAUUACUAUGACCACAAACCAGACCAUCCUCCCCCUCCUCCUCCAAAGCCAGAUUACUAUGACCACAAACCGCAUCCUCCUCCUCCUCCUCCAGCAAAACCAGAUUACUAUGACCACAAACCAGACCAUCCUCCCCCUCCUCCUCCUCCUCCAAAGCCAGAUUACUAUGACCACAAACCGCAUCCUCCUCCUCCUCCUCCGCCAGCAAAGCCAGAUUACUAUGACCACAAACCAGACCACUCUCCCCCUGCACCUAAGCCAGACUAUCCUCCACAUCCUCCCAAGCCAGACUACCCUCCAAAAACAGCCCACUAUGACCACAAACCUGCGUCCUCACCUCAUCCAGUCCCUCCACCUAAACCAGACCACUAUAAGCCAGUUCAUGAAACGAAACCCGAACACUUUGAUUACAAGCCAGAUCAUCACGAAUACGACUAUCCAGAACCUUCACCAAAGCCUGUUCACGUUAAGCCUGUUUACGAUGACCAUGACUAUGAUUAUGACCACAAACCAGCACAUCCUGACAGCAAGCCCACUCAUCCACAAUAUGAUCUCGAACAUGACUACAAGCCUGGCCACUACAAACAUUCUUAUCAUCACUUCAUUAAUGGAGACCACGAAACUGAAAAGCCAGAGCCGGUCUCGACACCACCAAAUGAGCAUGACGACGAAGAAUCACCACAUAAGCCACCACUGACAGAGGCCAUUCCUCCUCCUCCUACGACACCAUCUCCUUCAACUCCUCCAGUGAAAGCACCCUCUUCAGGCAAAGUGCAAUGA
This is a messenger RNA of Schistocerca americana (American grasshopper), 2367 nucleotides long. Its product is annotated as extensin-like. The record is from RefSeq and is a predicted model, not a curated record. Bases 1 to 2367 code for a protein of 788 amino acids. Lineage: Eukaryota; Metazoa; Arthropoda; Insecta; Orthoptera; Acrididae. The transcript has 4 exons.